GAGGCUGCCGAAAACUUCAAACAACAUGUGAUAAAUGCCCAAAAAGAAAGAGAACUUUAUAAUGACUGUGUAAAGCGUGCCAAGGAAACAUGCAUAUUAAGUUCUGAUAAAAGAACAAACCACUAUACUUUUGAUUUUAGUCAAAAUGUAUCCAUUCCUCACUUCUCGCGGCAAAUGGGGCCAAUUUAUUUCAUGUCCCUUCGCAAAGUACAUAUUUUUGGUGUACGGAUAGAUGGACUGCCUAAACAGCUCAAUUUUUUGAUUGAUGAAAGUGAAACUAUGGGCAUAGAUGGUACCCAAACACACGGACCCAAUGCUGUCAUCUCGAUGCUGGAUAUGGUGCUAGACACCCACGGGCGUGGUGAAUCGACAUGCUUCAUCCAUGCGGAUAAUUGUCCAGGUCAGAACAAGAACCGCUACCUCAUUGGCUAUUUCACAUGGCGUGUGAUGACCGGCAGACAUGACGUGAUAGAAUACCACAUGCAAAUACCAGGACAUGCCAGGUGUCUGGUUGACAGUGGAUUUGGGCAUUUAAAGAAACUUUACAGGAGGUCGAACAUUGAGACAAUGGACUCAUUGACCCAGAUGGUGAAUAUGUCCUCAGCAUCCAAUGAAGCAGUGAGGUAUCCGGCAUGGAACUGGCGGGAUUGGAAAGGGUUUUUGUCCCGACUGUUUUGUCCUGUACCAGCGAUAAGACAAUAUCAGUACUUCCGCAUGACGACGGAAGAGCCAGGUGUGGUCACAAUGCGCACGAGAGUCGGAUGUCCAGAGGUCAAGGUUACAGUGACUAUGGAUGGCGUCCAUAUUCCAUACCAACAACCGCAGAUUGUAGAUGCCAAAGGACUCAGCCGAAACAGACAGGAGUACUUGUACAAAGUUGUCAGGCCAUAUCUCAGCGAUGCUAACAAGGAUGCUACUUGCCCUUGCCCAGAAACAUCACUAUAGUUAUGUCGUCGCAUCUAUCGCAUCUACGGCGAAAUAUUACACACAUUAUAAUGUCAAUAUUUACAGGCGAAUGACAAAUAACUUGAAACUUAUUCUUCAGUACUUUUUGAAUAUCCUUCAAUGUCUGUUUAAAUACAUUGGUUUAUUUAUAA
Messenger RNA from Dreissena polymorpha, 1097 nucleotides. RefSeq lists its product as uncharacterized. The annotation marks the transcript as partial. The record is from RefSeq and is a predicted model, not a curated record. The transcript is spliced from 4 exons. Lineage: Eukaryota; Metazoa; Mollusca; Bivalvia; Myida; Dreissenidae.